ACCUCCUUUUAUUUGCUGCUAUCUCAUUUUUGUUUGUAUUAUGUGCCUUAUUAAGAAUGCCAAGGUUUGCAAGCAUCUUCUCGUGGAUCAACAACUCUUUAGAGGUUUUUGUGUGUGGUUCAAGUACUGGUUUACAGAAAGAAGAACCACACCCAGACUAUGUGCAUAAUUUAAAUUAAAAUGUUAUAUCUGGACUUUGGCACGGGAUUUACCAAGUACUGACUUCUCUUUCCUUGCAAGAGUCAGUAGUAUUGCAACAGUGCUUUACUACCAUAACCUCAGAACACCAAAUUGUGGGUGAAAUGUUACUAUUUGAGUGAAGAGGAAACAGUAAUUUUCAUUUCUGAGUGCCAUUCCUGUUUUAGCAUAGGUUAGAGAACAAUAUCCAGCUGCAAACAGGAAAGAAGCUUUGACGUCCUGAGUUCCUACUCGCGUGAUUCUGUGAGUCAUAUGGACCAAACUGCCAGCUCCAAAAAUGGAGCUAAACUUUGGGGAAGCUUCUCUGCAAAAUUAAUAUUUCCUUCUUAUUCAGCCUAACACACGUCAGUAAAUAAAUAAAUGGAGUAGGUAUAGGUGUGUUUCCUCACCUCUAAAUCCCUUAUUUUCUUACUUCAGAUUCUAUUAAGUCCUUUCUCUUCAAAGUCAAGCAUUUUUUAUUCACAUUUCAAAACACAUUGCUGGGUCAUCAGGGAUUUCUGUCACUUCUUUGCUGAAGGUGAAGUCCAACACUGAAGCAUAGGUAUUGCUUUAAAAUUUGUUGAUUUAAUACAAUCCACAGUUUACCAGUCAAUCCGUGUCUGUUCAAGUACAGCCUGUCUUUACAGGGUACAUCACCUUUUCAACAGAUAUCUUGAUUUCAGAUCAUAAAGCCCAGUUCUAAUACACUUGCAGGAGAUCUUAGUAAUGACAAAAUCAGUCCCUUUAAAGUACACCAGAUGGACAAAAUGGCUUAAACCAGUUUUUGGCUUGCAUUGUGGCUCUUGGGCUGUUAACAUUUGCUCCACACGAAGAUUUCAGACACGGUGAACUUUUCCCUCCUGCACAGCUGAAGCCGUUCUGCAGAUACCCUCUCACCCACUGGCUGGGCAGUAGCACCCUUCCCCUCCAGCAGAAAGGUCCUGGGAUGUAAUCCCACCCACAGGCUGCCCUAUAAAAGGCCUGGCUAGAAAACUACACUUGCAUUUUUGACUGGAUCUUCCUUCUACUGUCUGGCAAUGCCUGUGGAUUUCAGCGGAACGUGGAACCUCGUCAGCAAUGACAACUUCGAGGGUUAUAUGGUGGCCUUAGGUAUUGACUUUGCAACACGCAAAAUAGCAAAAAUGCUGAAGCCUCAGAAAGUGAUCAAACAAGAUGGUGAUUCAUUCUAUAUCCAUACCACUAGCACAUUCAGAGAUUAUUUGCUUGAAUUCAAAGUUGGAGAAGAGUUUGAGGAAGAUAAUAAAGGCUUGGAUAACAGAAAAUGCAAGAGCCUCGUUACCUGGGAAAAUGACAAACUUGUCUGUGUCCAGACUGGUGAGAAGAAGAACAGGGGCUGGACUCACUGGCUCGAAGGGGACGACCUCCACCUGGAGCUUCGUUGUGAGAAUCAAGUCUGUAGACAGGUCUUCAAGAGAGCUUGAGUGUGUGGUGUGCUGGGUGAGGCCUGCAGGGACAGCUCUGCUCAGGAGCUCGUGUCCAGUGCGGGCUCCGUGGACAAGAACUGACUCCUGCACCUCUUAACCUCAAUGCUCUGAAGGUUCUGGCUCAGGAAAGAAGUCUGCUGUUGCCAGUGUUAAAGGUCUGAUUUUUGCUAAUAAAUGCCUCAAACUAAUCUUAA
Molecule: messenger RNA, 1816 nt
Organism: Passer domesticus (house sparrow)
Lineage: Eukaryota; Metazoa; Chordata; Aves; Passeriformes; Passeridae
Gene: RBP7
Product: retinol binding protein 7
Exons: 4
Coding region: 1215-1619 (134 amino acids)
Biological process (GO): fatty acid transport
Cellular component (GO): cytosol; nucleus
Molecular function (GO): fatty acid binding
Source: RefSeq, a predicted model, not a curated record